GUGAAGCAUCUAAAGCAAAUCAAAAAGUAAUUAGAAAUUGGUAUGAAUUUUAUGAUGAAUUUGAUAAACAAGUUAAUCAAAAAUCAAGAAGUCAUAAGAUUUCUAAGAAACAAGCUAUGUCUAAAAUAUAUAAUCAAUUUUUAAAAUGGUUUCCUAAUAUGACACAGAUUACUUUGAGAAAGAGAGUGGAAAAGGAAACAAGAUUUAUACCUUAUUUAAAAAUAUUGGUAUUGACAGAAUUGAAAGA
This is a messenger RNA of Racocetra persica, 247 nucleotides long. The record is from the annotation of a GenBank genome assembly. NCBI's taxonomy places the organism in Eukaryota, Fungi, Glomeromycota, Glomeromycetes, Diversisporales, Gigasporaceae.